UCCCUGCGCUGCCCCCAUAGCUGGCGCGGUUUGCCCUGGCGGUAUGGCCUAGGCCGUGGAUCGGCCAGCGUUCGGCCCUGGCGGGCGGUGAGGGCCGGGCUGGGCGGGACCGGGCUGGGCUGGCGGCGGCUGCUGCUGGAGCAGGUGCUGGCCCGGGUCCGGGCCCGGGCCCAAACGGCUCGGCGGGGAUGAGCCAUGGCUUCGGUGAAGGUGGCCGUGCGAGUGCGGCCCAUGAACCGCAGGGAGAAAGACCUUAAUGCAAAGUUUAUUAUUUCAAUGGAAAAAAAUGAAACUACAAUCACAAACUUAAAGGUACCAGAGGGUGGUACUGGAGACACAGGAAGAGAAAGAACGAAGACAUUUACCUAUGAUUUUUCCUAUUUCUCAGCAGACAGUAAAAGUCCCAGCUUUGCCUGUCAAGAAAUGGUUUUCAGAAAUCUUGGUACAGAUGUGCUUCAAUCUGCUUUUGAAGGUUAUAACGCUUGUGUUUUUGCAUAUGGGCAGACUGGAUCUGGGAAGUCCUACACCAUGAUGGGAAAUGCGGGUGAUGCAGGUUUAAUACCUCGAAUUUGUGAAGGAUUAUUCAGCAGAAUAAGUGAAAAAACAAAGCGGAACGAGGCAUCCUUUCGAACAGAAGUCAGUUAUCUGGAAAUAUAUAACGAACGUGUGAGAGAUCUUCUCAGACGGAAGUCAUCAAAAACUAAUAAUUUACGAAUACGAGAACAUCCCAAAGAAGGGCCGUAUGUUGAGGAUUUGUCUAAACAUUUAGUGCAAAAUUAUACUGAUGUAGAGGAACUUAUGGAUGCAGGAAAUAUAAAUAGAACAACAGCUGCAACUGGAAUGAAUGAUGUCAGUAGCAGGUCACAUGCCAUUUUCACAAUCAACUUCACUCAGGCUAAAUUUGAUUCAGAAAUGCCUUGUGAAACUGUUAGCAAGAUUCAUUUGGUAGAUCUUGCUGGAAGUGAGAGAGCAGAUGCCACUGGUGCCACAGGUGUUAGAUUAAAGGAAGGAGGGAAUAUUAACAAAUCUCUAGUUACUCUGGGAAAUGUAAUUUCUGCGUUAGCUGAUUUAUCUCAGGAUGCAACAAAUCCUCUUUCAAAGAAGAAACAAGUAUUUGUGCCUUACAGGGACUCUGUGUUGACUUGGCUGUUAAAAGAUAGCCUAGGAGGAAACUCUAAAACUAUAAUGAUUGCCACUAUUUCACCUGCUGAUGUCAAUUAUGGAGAAACUUUAAGUACACUUCGCUAUGCAAAUAGAGCCAAAAACAUAAUCAACAAGCCUACUAUUAAUGAGGAUCCUAACGUCAAACUGAUCCGUGAGCUGAGAGCUGAAAUAGCUCGAUUAAAAGCCCUUCUUGCUCAAGGGAAUCAGAUUGCGCUCUUGGAUUCUCCAACAGCUUUAAGUAUGGAAGAAAAGCUUCAGCAGAAUGAAGCAAGGGUACAAGAACUGACCAAAGAGUGGACAAACAAGUGGAAUGAAACGCAAGAUAUUCUGAAAGAACAAACCUUGGCUCUGAGGAAAGAAGGGAUAGGUGUGGUGUUGGAUUCUGAACUGCCUCAUCUCAUUGGUAUUGAUGAUGAUCUGCUCAGUACCGGUAUCAUCUUAUACCACUUGAAGGAGGGCCAAACAUAUGUUGGCAGAGAAGAUGCUGUGACAGAACAGGAUAUUGUGCUUCAUGGUCUUGAUUUGGAAAGUGAGCAUUGCAUCUUUGAAAAUCUCAAUGGUACUGUGAAUCUAAUACCACUGAAUGGAGCACAGUGUUCUGUGAAUGGUAUUCAGAUUACAGAGGCCACACACCUAAACCAAGGUGCUGUUAUAUUACUUGGAAGAACCAAUAUGUUUCGCUUUAACCACCCCAAAGAAGCUGCUAAGCUAAGGGAAAAAAGAAAGAGUGGACUGCUAUCUUCCUUCAGCUUGUCUAUGACAGAUCUUUCAAAAUCUUGUGAGAACCUAUCAGCGGUUAUGCUUUAUAAUCCAGGGCUAGAAUUUGAGAGACAACAACGAGAGGAGCUUGAAAAAUUAGAAAGUAAAAGGAAACAAAUAGAAGAGAUGGAAGAAAAACAAAGAUCUGACAAAGCAGAACUUGUAAGAAUGCAGCAAGAGGUAGAGUCACAGCGCAAAGAGACAGAAAUAGUACAGCUGCAAAUUCGAAAACAGGAAGAGAGUCUGAAACGGAGAAGUGUGCACAUUGAGAGCAGGCUAAAGGAUUUGCUGGCUGAAAAAGAAAAAUUUGAAGAAGAGAGAUUACGGGAACAACAGGAGAUAGAGCUUCAAAAGAAAAAGCAGCAGGAAGAAAUUUUUGCCCGGGUCAAAGAGGAGUUGCAGCGACUACAAGAACUUAAUCAUAAUGAAAAAGCAGAGAAAAUGCAGAUUUUUCGUGAACUAGAAAAACUGAAAAAGGAAAAAGAUGAACAGUAUAUUAAGCUGGAAUCAGAAAAAAGGAGACUUGAAGAACAAGAAAGGGAGCAGGUGAUGCUGGUAGCUCAUCUAGAAGAACAGCUUCGAGAGAAGCAGGUCAUGAUAGAGCUCCUGAAGAGAGGGGAUGUACAAAGAGUUGAAGAAGAGAAAAGAGAUCUUGAAGAUAUUAGAGAAUCUCUUUUGAAAAUCAAGGAAGCCCGAUCUGAAGGUGAUGAAAACCUUGAAGAGUUAGAAAAAGCACAGCAUGAUUUCGUAGAGUUUAAGAGGAAACAAUUGGAACAGUUGACUAUUUUGCAAAAAGAUUUAGUUAAACAAAUGGAUCACCUAGAAAAGGAAAUAUCAGAUGAAAAAAGAGCUCUGGACCACUUAAAAUUUGUACAUGAAGAACAUACAAAUCCCAAGGGAGAUGAUGAAAACUUUGUGGAUGCUGUACUCAAGGCUGAAGAAUCUGACAAGAUAAAGCCAGCAGAGUACAGGUUCCAAUCUAAAGUACGUCAGCUUGAGUACCUGAAGAGUAAUCAUUUGCCAGCUCUGCUGGAAGAGAAACAAAGAGCUUCUGAAGUCCUUGAUAGGGGCUUGUUAGGGUUAGAUAAUACUCUCUAUCAAAUAGAGAAAGAAAUAGAAGAAAAAGAAGAGCAGCUUGCCCAGUAUAGAGCUAGCACAAAUCAGCUGCAGCAGCUUCAAGAAACCUUUGAAUUCACAGCCAAUGUAGCUCGUCAGGAAGAAAAGGUCCGGAAAAAGGAAAAAGAAAUCCUUGAAUCAAGGGAAAAACAGCAGAGAGAGGCACUGGAACAAGCUGUUGCUAAGUUAGAAAGGAGGCACUCUGCUUUGCAACGUCGUUCGACAAUAGACUUCGAAAUUGAAGAGCAGAAACAGAAACUUGCCACCUUGAACAACAGCUGCAGCGAGCAGGCAGGUCUGCAGGCUAGUUUAGAAGCUGAGCAGAAAGCCCUCGAACAAGACCGAGAACGCCUGGACCAGGAAAUUCAGCAGCUGAAGCAAAAAAUAUACGAGGGUGAUGGUGGUCAGAAAGGAAAUCAUGGAACAUUAGAAGAGAAACUUUCCCAUACCGCUUCCCCUACCAGUCCAACAAACCCACAGCCACCUGCUGCUCCACUAGUUGAUGAUAGGAUAAAUGCCUUCAUUGAACAAGAAGUGCAGAGAAGGCUCCAGAAUAUUCAUCAUAAAGCUGAGGAUAAUGGUGCUAGCCUGUCCUGGUCUACAGAAAGUUUAAAGGAUAAUGAGAGGCUUAAUAAUGGCACAGUUCAACGCAAGCUGAAGUAUGAGCGGAUGGUCUGUCGUUCUCUGGGAGCAAAUCCAGAUGACCUAAAGGACCCAAUUAAAAUUAGUAUUCCACGCUAUGUCCUGUGUGGGCAGGGAAAGGAUGAACACUAUGAGUUUGAAAUAAAGAUAACAGUCCUGGAUGAGACAUGGACAGUAUUCAGGCGGUACAGUCGUUUUCGGGAAAUGCAUAAGACUUUAAAACUGAAGUACCCAGAGCUUGCCACUUUAGAAUUCCCUCCAAAGAAGCUCUUUGGAAACAAGGAUGAACGAGUGAUUGCAGAACGACGGAGUCACUUAGAGAAAUACCUCAGGAGCUUUUUCUCUGCAAUGCUGAAAUCUCCAUCAUCUCCAUUGCACAUUGAUAAAGUGGGGCUAAUGCUGUCAAAACACACCAUCUGUGAAUUCUCACCCUUCUUCAGGAAAGGCGUUUUUGACUAUAGCAGCCAUGGGACCAGCUAACUUUUGAGACAGGACCCAUCUGCCAGAGGAGCACAGUCGGAGUGGUGCCAUCACUUUUGUUCUGUGAGAGAAAUGGGGGGAAGGAAAAAAGGUAUCUUCCUCCAUACCUGGCAAGUUGCAUCAAAAUUACUCCAGUUAGCUACAUCCAAUGCUAGCCUUUGGCCUUUACCAGUUCUCGUCUUAGUGCCUGCAUUUUCCUGGCAUGGGGUACACAGACAUUCUUGUGUAAGUUGAUCUGUUAAUACUGUAAAAAAGUUCUGACUCUCAUGCUGUGUUUAGAUUUGCUCCUUAGUGGGAGUACUUCCUUCCCAUUUGCUCAAUUUGUUCUGGUGAUGCAAGAGCAUCUCGUGUUUACCGUGGAGGUGUAUCGUUCUGACAGAGGGUUUGUGAGCAGCCUUUUGGUUUCUGUACAAGCUGUUCCUUUAAAGAACACUUCGUCUUUUGUUUCCUUAUAGCAUACUGUGGUGUUUAAGGUAAUGCUCGUACUCCACUGUUUCUUUUUUUCCCUCCCAGGCACACAUUUUAACUAUUGGACUGUAUAAUUGUAUGGUUUUCCUCAGAAGAAUUAAAGGGCCUGGGUAACUUGAAUGUUUACAAAAAUAUAUGCAGCAGAAUAUAAUUUAAACCCUGUAUAAGUCUUCCAAACUUGGUUAUUUUGAAGCAGAACAAAUCACUGUUAAUUAAGAAGCAGAGGAAGCAAUAGUUACCGAAGAAUGCGUUCAGCAUCUUUUCAGAUUUUCUAAUUACCCAGACUGUAAGUGGAUACUGUACACUGUACAGACUCAUAGCUAUGCAUAAAACUAAAGCAAACUGCUAUAUUUCUUUUUUGAAAAAUAGUUUUUUCACAAUAGCAUAACAUUGUAAAGCAUGAGUUUUAUUUGCAUUGGUCAGAAUUUACAGAAUUUGACUAAUAGUCCUUCAGAAUUUCUCAGGACUCAUUCAGGCUUGCACAUGUAUAUACAGGUAGAAGUCAUUUUAUAUUGUGGCUCCAAAAAUAUGUAUACACUGUGACUGAAAUUGAGUACAUGUACAUGUUGAUGUAUAAUUGGUUGUAUAAAAAUGAAGAUCGAACAACUUCCAGUUAUUAAAACAGAUAAUGAAAGGUAAGUUUUGUGUGCCAUUUGUUAGGACUGUGAAGCAUUACUUGUGAGUUGCCAUCAUUGACCACUGGUAGGUCUUGGUGAAGUAUUUCGUGUUGUAGAAAAUUAUUAUUAAAACCUAAAGUAACAACACUGGUGACAUUUUUAUUUAAUGACCUAAAUUAUAGGACAGUAAUGAUCUACAUUUAAUAUGAUACAUUUAAUAUGAUACAUUUAAAGAUAAUUGGGUUCCAUUAUUAAGCCUAAUCUGUUACAAUAAGCAUUUCUAAUUAAAAAAAAAAAAAGAAAAAAGAAAAAUUAUUAGAAUGGAUCAUUUAAAUUUUGAGAAUAUUUUUAUUAUUUUGAUUCAUUUCAGUGAAAACAAAAGUUAGGGUACAAUUUCUAAACCACCAGAGCCCUAUUAUCAGCAGAGUAGACUUUGAUGUCUUUGGAUGUGUCUGACUGUGUCUCCCAGAGGUAAGUCCUAUGCUUUGUGUCACUUAAGAUUUGGAGAACCUGUUUGAGAAAAACACAACUAGACCAGUGGAGUGAAAAAUAUGAAUAUUUGAAUUUUUCACAUGAAUUUAAAAGGCUUGUACUUGGUUCCUGUUUACAGUACAAAUUAAUUCAGGGAGGAGCAUAUGCUCUAGUGGUAUAAACAUGCCAAUAAGGUGGCUAAUUUAUGUUGGCUAGUUUAUCUGGCCUACAGUGUUAAAUGUGUACGUUGAAAAUAACGAACUAAAGGCUGAUUAAUCGCUCCAUUUAAAAUGUCAUCAAGUUAAAAGCUACAGAAAUGCAAGUGUAAGCAUGCAAUUAGGACCACAACCCCAGGCUACCAGCUUUUCCCACCUUCUUAUCUAUCUUUCAGUGGUACUCAGAGUUUAAUCAAUGACUGCAAGCUCAGGCUAGACUAAGAGGCAUCUCUUAAUGAUUUCAUCAGUAAAAAUAUGAUGGCUCUCCAAAACCUGCAGUCUUUAAACCCAGACUUUGUAAGAAAAUUUCAAUAGAAGCUGAGAUGCAUGUCAAAAUUAUUAGCUGUUUUCAAGAUGUUCAAACUGCAUUUCUGUAAAGAUAUCUUCAGGCUCUAAAUUUCUCCAUUAAUUUUAUUUUUAAAAUAUUGGCACUUUCAAAAAUAUUGUGAAAGUAAUCUCGAGGACUCGUACAGUUUUUUCCAAAGUGCUCUGUAAUUGGGCUUGUGGGCUUCGCAUCUGCAAAGGCCUUAAGCGAAACCUUAACUUCUGUAUCAGGACUAUUUAUGUUUCAAGUGAAGUGUGUAUUUAAGUGCUUUACUGAACUGGGGCCAUCGUUCCUACCCAUGUGACUGAAGCUGUGCUUCCAUUUAAGUCACCAAACAACUUGGCUUAUAUUCUUGCUGACCCUACAGCAAUUCUUCUUCAAUAGGGAUGCACAAAAAAGGCCAAAAAGCACACUGGAGAUAGUGCUGGGCUAGUUUUCUGCAUGAUACCUUGGUCAAGAUGCAAAAAGAUUCUGGGCAAAGCUUCCGUGUUGGUCUUGAGCCCUCAAUCCUUUAACUGGAAAUGCUUUUCCUGUGAAUAUGCUGCUUCGCAUAGGAAAGAGGUAGAGCAGCCCCUAAAGCCCUGCUGCUAGAUGGCUCCUGGCAGUCCUCUUGCUCCACAAGCUGCCGUGUCCUGAGAGCCUGCAAGGUCAAUUCUAAAACCAAUGCUCAGCUGCUGCUGUUGGAGAUGAUGGUAGAGGGUCUUCAGAAUUGCCCUAAAAAUGUAAGGGGGAAGAACCCAUUUUUUUAAUUAAUUAAAUGUAAUACAUUAAAAACAAACAAACAAACAAACAAAAAAGUGGGACACUAAAUGUGUUGCACCAGACAAUCAGACCCAAUCUUUCCAGUUUAAUCAGUAAUACUUUAAAAGCUAGUGCAGAAUUUCCUAUUUACUGUCCACGCAACCUACCCUGUAUAUGAGAAUAAUAUGUUCAUACUAGACUGAUAAAGCUUGAAAUUUUAUAUGCUACUGGCUCACUGAAGCCCCCACAUUGGAAGAAAUAAAUUAUUUUUAACUUAGCAAGAUUCUUGCAUUCACCCCUGGAUUUUUUCUAUGUUCAUUAGAUCUUGGGGAAAAAAAAUACGGUUGGUAAGCUGAAGAGUGAAAAUCUGUUGGCAUCCAACCUCAUCGUGGGAAAUACACAAUGUUCCUUUGCAGGAGAGUCUUCAUGAGCAACUAAGCUCUAUAGAGUUGCAUAAGCCUUGAGAUCCAGUUGAAGGAUUGAAGUCUGGAUAUAUUUUCUUGGCAGACCUAUGAAGUGAAUUUUUGAUGUAUUGGAUCCUGCUACUUUUUUAAAAUUGUUUUAUUAUUUUAAGAGUGUUUUGGUUGCAGACCAGGAUGCUAUUGUGGAUGCACAUUUGUCAAAGCAGUAACAACAAAGUUGAUCAGAAAAGAAACCCCAAAACAAAACAGGUAGGGGUAGCGAGCUGUGAGCUGAGUAUGCUUUUCUGUGGGAAGUAUGUAAACUUCCAUGAUGCCAUCCUGUCUGCUAUGGUUAAAUCAUUAAAAGAGCUUUUCCGACUGGACAAGAGUACCAGAUCACAAAAGCUACUAUUCUUUUGUCUUCUUGAGAUUGAUUUUUAAAACAGUUUUAAAAGGAGUGGGUAUGUGGGGAAGCUUUAUUAAGGGAUCACACUAAUGUUUGAUAAAACGGAGGCAAGAUUUUGGACUAGAGGCUUUAGCCUCUUGUCUCAGAAAAAAAAUGCCAGUGGCAGCAUGGGAAGCCCUGUUUCUGUUUUCUUCUUUAUAAUUUUAUUUUCUUUAUACACACUGACAUUUUUCUCCAAUGUCAUGCUAACAGCUGAAGUGUCAGCUCCCCAUUGCGCAGUUUGUGCAUUCACAAGAGAAUUUCAGCAGUGUUUUUGUUGUUGUUUUUAAGGAAUUGGUCUUAGAAAAAGAAGUAGGUCUAAGGAAAAGUCUACAGACUUUUUCAAAUUCCUUCUCUGUUUCUUUUGAUAGCUUCUUCUAUCAUAAGUUUUGUCUAAAUAACUUGUUCUCAUUCUCUGUAAAUUUUUUUAUUUCCUUACUGUGUUUUCCUGUUUUACAGGUGGUUUAGAAGAAUAUGCUGGGAGGAGUUGAAGAAAAACAAAACCCUUUAUUAUUUGUAAAGAGGUAGUUAUUUUGUCAUCUUCUGAUCUAGCAAAGUGGGACACGAGUUUCUGAUCUUUUUACGUGUAUUAAACUUCUGAGCCUUCAAAGGUCUUGCAUUCUACAGCUUUUUGGGGCAUUAUUGUACUUUUUCGUUAUCAUCCCUAUAUUCUUUUCCAUUGUAAUUAACAUUUGACAUGAGCCUGUCUUCAAACAAUGUAUUCAAGGAGAGGGAGCUUUCUACUUAAUGAAACCUCCUUAUUUAGGUCAGGAGGCUUUUUUGGGACUCUGCCUUUUGUCACCAUCCUUACCCAACGCUGUAUUUUCUCCACAUUAACCUGUUUUAAUGUUGUCUUGAGGCAGGGGUUGCCUCUGUAGUAAUCUGUUUUUCUGUUUCCUUAAGUUCUGCAUCAAAGAUCACCAACUGAAACCAGGUUUUAGUCAUGUUCUGCAAUAAUCAAGGUUCUUGCUUUUUGAUAUUGUGAAUUAGAACAGAAAUCAAUCUCAAAAAUGAAGGGGGGAAAAAAAAGAGAUUUAUGAUUGUUGUUGUUGUUAUUGUGUAACCUGGGAAAUCUCAGUGUGUUUUCAGGACUUAUGUAUCAUGGUUGUCUCUUAUUCCUGAACAUGGAUAACCAGGACAUGUAUGAGUUGGAAAUUACUCCCUUUCAUGGUGCAAGCCAGCAUACUAACAAUGAGAGUUUCAAGAAUUGUUCUAUGGAAACUGAAACCGUCAGUGUAUCAAAUUACCUGUUCCCAUUGAGUUCAGCAGGAGCCAAGAUACUGCCAGGGAUGUGGAGAGAAAAAAAGCAAGCUGAAGUACCCAUUUGUUUUUGUAUUUCCUCUCUGUUCCUCUAGCUUUAUGAUGUUCAAACCCCCUUAUUUUCACCUUCACACAGAAAUGUACCUUCAAGGACAAUUUUACACUCUGGUUGGUCUCCAGUGUGGCAUGGACCAGCCAGAGGAACUGCUUGACCUUUGGCCCUUGCCAGGGGCUGAUAGAGCAAAGGCUGUCUUAAAUAUAUAAUUGGAAGACCUGGAAGUUGCUGGAGGCUGAGUGAGAUGAUGAGAGAAGCCCAUUUGUACUGGCAGAGACCCUAUCUUCAGCUUGACAUCCCAAGAUACAGAGAAGCUGCAGAGUUCCCUGUGGGUGGAGGAGACACGGAGAGGUGAAGAACAAGCACCAAAUGUUUCCCACUUCAGUGCCUUGGUUGGAAUUUGUGUGCUGGUGGAGGUGCAGGGUAUGGCGAAAAGCCAAGGGAUGGACAAAACAGCAUUCCAGCACUCCUCCUCACAAGCUCAAUGCUGGAGAAGCUUCAUAGGGGCAUAGAAUAAGAGGCAGUGACAGUGACAGAUCUCUCUGAAGAAAAGGGGAGUAAGGGCGAUGCUUACCUUCAUGGUCGUCCCUUCAUUUGUGGAUAAUCUAUGUCUCAUCUGAAGUCCUGAAGAACCUCCCAUCAGUCUGUCAUACACCCGAUAGCUGAGUUUAUUGAACACAUGUCGCUUGGAUCUCGUGCUUGGUUAGCAUCGAGGGCCUCUGGUCUCUUCACUCCCCACUUCUCCAGCCAUCAGCUUUGCCCCCUGCAGAGACUCGCUAAUGCAAGCAGAAGGGCUCUUUAGAGAGGAGCUCUUUGGGGAGCUGCCGUUUCACCAUUUGGCCUCUUCAUUCUGCUACAGGUUUGCACACCAAGUAUUUAAGGACUGGCUUUGGCUGAAAAUGCAAGGCUUAAAAGUUAAAGAAAACUGAGAAUGUGUCCAGUUUGCACCAGAGGGAGCCUCUGUAUUUCAUGUUUUUGGAAGACAGCAUCCAAUCAGCAGUACACAUAUGGCAUAAGUGUUUGAAAAGUUCGUAGCCUGGAAAGCAGAGCCAUGCCACUCUUGUUGAAGCUUGUGGCAAAGAGACCAGCACAUCUGUGAGCAAAGUCCUUGGGCUGGGGGCUGUUCUCCCCUUUCCUUUCUUUUUUCUUCAGUUGUUUUUGGGGCUUUUUCCCUCCUUCACUGUAAUUUUUUAAAGGAAGUAACAGCAUUUCAGGAAGAUGGUACAAACAGUGCAAUCGAAUUUAUAGCAUUUCUUCUAUCUGCUUCUCAUUAAUAUUGAUUUUUUUAUAUUUCAUCUCUGACAGCAAACAUGAAUCUUACAAAAAAAAGUUAAAUCCCCUCUCCAGUUCCCAGCUUUUCAUGAAUGUGAGAUAAUGGGCUUUACACACUCCGAACAAAAUACUUACUGCUUCUCUGCAUGGUUAAUUACAGUUUUUCUCUUUAUUGCCUGGCACUUCUAAACAGUUGCUGCAAAUUUUCUCACCGAAUUCUGCAACUGAGAAAAUAAUUUCUUGAGAGAGAAUUGUAUUCACUAAGCUAAAUCAUUACAUGCUGCUCAUUUUUCUAGACUUCAAGUCUUGUGUAAUGCUGGGGCAUUAUAACGCACUCUUGUGAUUAAUAAGAUUGUGGUUUCCUGAGAAAUGAGCUAGAGAAAAGUUCCAAAUGGUAAAUUCUUUCUUGAUGCCAGAAGGUGAUUUUAUUAUUAUUAUUACCACUCCCACUUAGUUCAGACUAAGAAGUUAAUUCCCCACCAGGUUAAGGCAGCUGGCCUAAAAUGGUAAAGACAGAUAUGAAAGCAUUUGGCUUUUUGUUUUUCCCCCAUCUGAUAUCUGCAGAACUGGAGCAGUUUGAAGCACAAAGGAAACACCUUUUUCUCCACCAGCAUGUGUGACAAAAGCUCUCCUGAAAGCUGAAAGCUGCUGUUCCUGCCUAGCAGACCAUAGCCUUGGGCGGCACAAGGACCGUGUCCACGUGUAGCCACUUUGGACCCCACACCAGAACAUGCCUCACUCCAAGGAAGAAACAAGGCAUUUUCAAAUCAUCCUCCCCCAAAAGCAAUGAUGAAUUUGGCCCAAGGUCUGGAUGCCCAACCAAAUGAGAAGCAGGCAAAUUCAACCUGAACAAAGCAGGCACAUCCUCUCGCAAGGCAGAUCAAGCCAGAGGUGCUGAUUACGCCAUAGAAGCAGUGAGGACAAGAGCUUAGCAAGAUUUAAGCAGCAGGUGCUUCCUUGCAGGAAUGAAAUGGAGCAGCUCUUGGCCACAGCAAGAGAUUGUUCUCCCUGUUCCAGUUGGGCCUGUGAUGGGCAGGCAUCAAUUCAGUGCAGUCCUGGUUAAGAGGGACAGUCCCAGAUGACUGGAGGCUUGCCAGUGUGACGCUCAUCUACAAGAAGGGCCAGAAGGAGGAUCUGGGGUACUGCAGGCCAAUCAGCCUGACCUUGGUACUGGGGGAAGGUUAUGGAGCGGUACAUCUUGAAUGAGCUCACCAAGCAUGUGUAGGACAACCAGAGCAUUGGGCCCAGCCAGCACGGGUUCAUGAAAGGCAGGUCCUGUCUGACCAACCUGAUCAUCUUCUAUGACCAGUGACCUGCCUAGUGGAUGAGGGAAAGACUGUGGAUGUUGUCUACCUGGACUUCAGCAAAGCCUUUGACACUGUCUCCCACAGUGUUCUCCUAGAGGAGCUGGCGGCUCAUGGCUUAGACAGGUGUACUCUUUGCUGAGUAAAAUCUGGCUGGAUGGCCAAGCCCAGAGAGCUGUGGUAAACAGAGCUGAAUCCAGUUGGUGGUCAGUCACAAGCGGUGUUCCUCAGGGCUCAGUUUUGGGGCCAGUCUUGUUUAAUAUCUUUAUCAGUGAUCUGGAUGAGAGUAUUGAGUGCACCCUCACAAGUUUUGCAGCUGACACCAAUUUGGGUGGGAGUUUCAAUCUGCUGGAGGUAGGAAGGCUGUGCAGAGGGACCUGGACAGGCUGGAUCGAUGGGCUGAGGCCAACUGUAUGAGGUUUAACAAGGCUCAGCGCUGGCUCCUGCACUUGGGUCACAACAACCCCAUGCAACUCUACAGGCUUGGGGAAGAGUGGCUGGAAAAGGACCUGGGGGUGUUGGUUGACAGCAGCUGAACAUGAGCCAGCAGUGUGCCCAGGUGGCCAAGAAGGCCAACAGCAUCCUGGCUUGUAUCAGGAAUAGCGUGGCCAGCAGGAGUAGGGAAGUGAUUGUGCCCCUGUAGUCAGCACUAGUGAGGCCACACCCUGAAUAUUGUGUUCAGUUUUGGGCCCCUCACUGCAAGAGAAACAUCGAGUUGCUGGAGCGUGUCCAGAGAAGGGCAACAAAGCUGGUGAAGGGUCUGGAGCACAAGUCUUACGAGGAGUGGCUGAGGGAACUGGGAUUGUUUAGACUGGAGAAGAGGCUGGGGGGAGACUGUAUUACUCUCUACAACUACCUGAAAGGAGGUUGCAGCGAGGUGGGUGUUGUUCUCUUCUCCCAAGUUACUAGUGAUAGAAUGAAAGGAAACAGCCUCAAGUUGCACCAGGGGAGGUUUAGGUUGGAUAUUUGGAAAAAUUUCUUUACUGAAAGAGUAGUCAGGCAUUGGAACAGGCUGCCCAGAGAGGUGGUGGAGUCACCAUCCCUGCAGGUGUUUUUAAAAAAGAAAAAAAGUGUAGAUGUGGCACUUCAGGGCAUGGUUUAGGAGGCAUAGUGGUGUUGGGCUGUUGGUUGGACUUGAUGAUCUUAGAGGCCUUUUCCAACCUUUAUGAUGUAAUGAUUUCUGCAAGUGUUUUGUGAAGAGGCUGCUGAAACACAGCAGCAGUGCCUUCCAUCCAUUCCCUUUUGUCAAAUAACUGCCUGUAAGGUGGUUUGUUUCUUCCCCACUCCACCAUGACUGUGGAAUUGCUGUACACCCCAGCUCUCUCCUCUGGAGUAGUGGUACAUGAAUCUUUAACUAUUUGUACGUUGCUUUUGCUUUCUGUCACUACCUUGGAACUCUGCGCGGUGCUGUUUUUCUUCCCACGCUAUUAUUUAUGUCUGUGUGUGGAUGGAAAGGAUUCAUUGGAAGCAUCAGUUCAUCCAGCAGAAGGGAUGAGUGACCACCAGCCCAUGUGCAAGAAGGAAAACCUUCUUUUUAAUUUUGUUUUUGGAGUGUGGUUCUUCUGUGUGUUAUUUCUGGGCAAUGAAAGCUGCAUUUUCUGGAAAUCAUGUUCAAGUAAUAAUGAAAGAUAAACCGCAUUUGGCAUCUAAUGCACUGUCUAACUUUGAAGUUUCAUUAGCUCCAUCCCAGGCUUUGCAGAGGGACCAGGCAGACAGAGGAGGCAGCACAUGUGAGCCCCAGGACUUCAGGGCCAGCCUGCCACAGGAGGAUUGUGGCAGGGUCUGGGGCUCUUGCCUCCCAACAGGGGAGCAUGAAUGAGUCCUUCAAACCUGCAGGGCAAAGUUGGGAUUCAGAGGGCAAAGCUGGGAUUUUGGUUGCUGAUUUGUUUUUUUUUUUUUCUGUAAAAGGUGGUUGCAUAGGAUGUGACACCUUUCAUAUUUUUCCAUUUAUUGGAAAUUGCUAAUAAAAGGUAAUGAAUAUGUCCUUUCUGAAAGGACACGUUGUUUCCAUUGCAGUUCACUGCAGUACUGGAGAAUCAGAUGGGAAAACCGUCAGAAGGGGGAUGUACACUUGUGUGCAUGGGUGUGUGUGCAUACCUGUGCAUGCAUAAUAUGAGCCUCUGCAUGUGUGUCUGUGCGCGUGUCUGCGUAUGUGCUCGUGUGUGUGUGUUGAGGUGCCUGCAGGCAUGUAUGUGUCUCUGCACGUGUAUGCACUUGUGUCUCUUGCAUGCAUAUGCAUGCGUGCCUGCAUGUGUAUGAAUGCACAUGUUUGUACAUGAGCAUCUGUGUUCACGUGUGGGUGCAUGUGCACAUUUGCAUGCAUAUGCAGGCAUGAGCGUGCGUCUGUGCACGGGCAGGUGCGAGUAUGCAUGUGCAUCAGCAUGUAAGCGUGUGUGUUUCCAUGUGUGGGUGUGUACAUGCUGGCGCACAUGUGCAUCUAUAUGUGUGCAAGUCUGUGGGCAUUUCUGCACAUGUUUGCAUGAGUGUGUGCACAUACAUGUGUAUAUGCCUGCAUGUGCGCACAGACAUAUGCAGGCAGGUGUGUGGGUGUUCGCGUGUGGGUGCAGGGGCGUUCACUGGCGUGCAUGUGUUGGUGUGUGCUGGUGUGUGUGCUUGCGUGUGUGGGUGUGUGCUGGUGUGCAUGAGUGCAUCUGCAUGUAUAUUCAUGUGUGCGUCCAUGGGCAUGUGUUAAUGCGUCCAUCCGCAUAUGUUGUGUGCAUGUGCGUAUGCAUGCCUGUGUGGGUGCGUGCAUGUGUGUGUGCCUGCAUGCGUGAGCAGAUAUGUGUGCACGUGCAUGUCUGCAUUGAUGUCCAUGUAUGCACAUGUGCAUGUGUGCUUUUGAGUGUGUGUGCAUGUAUGUGUGUGGGUGCAGGUGUGUGCUGGUGUGCAUGAGUGCAUCUGUGUACGCGCAUCGUGUGGGCAUCCGUGGGCAUGUGUACAUGCAUCCAUCUGCAUCUGUGUUCUGUGCAUGUGUGCAUGCAUGCCUGUGCGUGGGUGUGCACACAUACGUGUGUGGGCACCUGCAUGCAUGUGCAGAUGUGUGUGCGGGCGCCUGCAUGCAUGUGUAUGAGUGCGAGUGCGCGCAAGUGCAUGUGUACAUGUGGGUGCAUGGGUGGGUGUGCACACGUAGGUGUGCGUCUGUUUGUGUGUGUGCACACAUUCACAUGCCUGCGUGUGCAGGCAAGCAGGUGCGUGUGCCUAUGUCCAUGUACGUCCAUGUACCUGUACGCACACGUGUGCCUGUGCAUGUCUGUACGCUUGCGUGUGUGUGUACGUGUGGGUGUGUCUGUGCUUGUGUGCACGCAUUCAUAUGUGUGCAUGCAUAUGCAUAUAUCCAUGUGUGAGUGUGUGUGCAGGCAUGAGCUUGUGUCCAUGAGCGCUUGUGUGUGCACGCAUUUGUGUACAUAUGUGCAUGCAUGUGAGUAUGAGGGCGUAUGAGUACAUGUCCUUGCAUGUGUGCGAGUGCUACUGCGCGCGCGCAUUCGUGUGUGCGCGUGCUUCUGCGGGCAGGCAUGUGCAGGCAUGCAUGCGUGUGUGUUUGCAUCCGCGUUUAUGCGUGUGCAUGCGUCUGUGGGGACGUGUGUGUGUUCAUGUGUCUGUGUGUAUGUGUGCCUAUGCGUGGGUGUGCGCACGUACAUGUGUGCAUGCAGAUGUGUGCAGAUGGGCCUGUGCAGGUGUGCAUGUGUGGGUGCAUGUGCAUGCAUGUGCACAUGUGUGUACUUGCAUGUGUUUGCAUGUUCAUGUGCAUGUGUGACUGCACAGGCAUGAGUGCAUGCGCGUGCUUGCCUGAGCGUGUACGUGCUUGUGUGUCUCUGCAUCUGCGUGUGUGUGCUUGUGUGUAUACAUGUUCAUAUGCGUGAGUGCAUGUCUCUGUAUGUGUGAGCAUGUGUAUGCAUAUGUGUGCUUGCAUGUCCACGUACACAUGUGCGAGUGCUAUGGCAAACAUGCAUGUGUGCAUCUGUGUGUCCGUGUCCACACAAGUCUCUGCGUCUGUGUGCACAUCUGUUCUUGUCUCUGUGUACGUACAUGUGCACACAUCCAUGCGUGUGACCCUGUGUGUACGCAUGUUUGCGUGUACUUGUUCUUGCAUGCGUUCGUGCGCAUCAGUGUCUGGGUGCGCGCGUGUGUGUCUGCGCUUGUGCACGCACACAUUAGUAUGCGUGCGCAUGUGCGUCCAUUCGGUGUGGACAUGCAUCCGCGUGGCUCCGAGUGUCUGCGCAUGUGCACAUCUGCAUGCAUGUGUGUGUGUGCACGCAUUCGUGCAUGUGCUAGUGUGUGUGUCAUUGCACACACGUACGCGGGUAGAUGUGAGUGUAUAUGUAUGCAGGUGUGUGCGCCUGCACGUGUCAAUUUGUGCAUAUCUGCAUGUGCGCGUGUGUGCUCCUCUGAGUGUCCAUGUGUGUCUGUGUGUGCACAUACGUGUCUGGCCAUGUCCACAUGUGCGAGUGUGCACACGUGCGCAUCGGUGCAUGUGUGCGUGUCAGUGCAUGUGUGCUUGUGCAUGUCUCUCCGUGUUCAUGUGCAAGCGUGUACAUGUGUGUUUGCAUGUGCGUGCUUGUAUGUGAGUGUGUAUACACGUGCGUGUGCCUGUGCGUUUGCAUGUGGGUGCGUCUGUGUGCUUGUACGUGCAUGUGUAGAUAUGUGUGUGAGUGCGUGUGAGCAUGUGUAUGCACUUGUACGCGUGUGCAGGCGUGAGUGUGUGUCUGUGCGCGCACGUGUGUGCAUUCACGUGGGUGUGUACAUGUGUGCGUAUGAGAACAUAUGCAUAUGUGUGCUUGGGUGAAUGCGUGUCUGUGCUCAUGCAUGUCUGCGUUUGGGUGUGUCCGUGUGUGUUUGUGUGCGGAUGAGGACGUAUGCGUACGUGUGCUUGGGUGAGUGCGUGUCUAUGUGCACGUGUUUGGGUGUGUCCAUGUGUGCCUGCGUGCGCGCGUGUCCGUGCGCACAUACGUCUGCAUACACUGGCGGUGGCGUCCUUUUGAGGACGGGAGUGUGUGGGCAUGCAGGUGCAUCUGCGCGUGCGCAUGUGUUUGCAUGUGCAUAUUCAUGUGCGGGUGUGCACGAGUGGGUGCACGUGAGGGUAUGCCAUGCGUAUGCCCACGUGUGUGCAGGCGUGAGCAUGUGUCUGUGCGUCUUGGUGUGAGUGUCCCUGCAUAUGUGUGUGUACGAGGGCGUAUGCAUAUGUGUACUUGCGUGUGUGCGAGGACACAGGCGUGAGUCCUACUGCAUGCGGGCGUGAGUGCUACUGCGUGUGUGUGUGCAUAUUCGCACGCGAGUGUGUGCGAGUGCGUGGGCGCGUGUCAGUGUGUGCGUUUGCAUGCUUGUCUGAGUGUGUGUUCGUGCUUGCGUCUGUCUGCGAGAUUGCUUAUGCGUGUGUACGUAUGGGUGUGUCUGUGUGCAUGCAUGUGCUUGUGUGUGCAUAUAUCCAUGUGUGAGUGCGCAUGUGCAGGCGUGAGCAUGUGUCGGUGUGCAUGCAUGUCUGUCCGCUUUUGACUGUGUGUUUCUGCGUGCGCAUGCACACCUGCACAUGGGUGCACAUGCGUGUUUGUGCUGACGUGCAUAUGUGCGAGUUGUGGGCGUGUGUGCAUGUGCAUGUGUGCAUGCGUGCCUGUGUGUGGCUGUAUGCGUGCGCAGACGUGUGCAUGCAUGUGUGUGUGUGUCUGUGUGCAUGUGCGCAUACGUGUCAAUGUGCACGUGCGCAUGCAUGUCUGUGCAUGUGUGUGCUUGUGGACAGGUGUGUCCGCAGGUGUAAGCCUGCAUGUGAGUGCAUGUGCGCGCGCAUGCAUGUCUGUGCACAUAUGUUCAUAUACCUGCGUGCAUUUUCAUGUGUGUGUGCGCAUUUGCCUGUGUGCGCCUACAUGUGGGUGUGUUCGUGUGCAUGUACUUGUGUGUGCAUGCGUUCAUAUGCAUGUGUGCGUGUAUCGGGUGUGAGUGCGCAUAAGCCUGUGUCCGUGUGUGUGCGCGUGUGUGCAUGAGCAUGUCCGUGCGUGUUUGCAUGUGUAUGCAUGCAUGUAUGCAUGCAUGUAAGGGCAUAUGCAUGUGUGCAUGAGCACACGUGUGCGAGCGCUACUGCACACAUGCGUGUGUGUGCACGCAUUCGUGUGUGAGCCUGUGCAUGUGUAUAUGUGGGCGUGUGUGUGUUUGCGUGAGUCCGUGUCUGUGCAUGUGUGCAUUUGCGAGUGUCUGUUUAUGCAUGUGCGUGUACGCAUACGUGCACUUGCGUCCUUUUGUGCAUGGGUGUGUGCAGCUCCAUCUGGGCGUGUGCGUGCAUGUGUGUCUGCGCACGUGUACUUGUGCGUGCAUGCGCGUGCAGACGUGUGUGGGCAUGCUUGUUUGCGUGCCUGUGUGUAUGCGUAUGCGUUUGUGGGUAUGCAUAUGCGUGUGUACAUGUCUCUCUGCAUGUGCGCACGUUCGUGUGUGCUUGUGCAUGCUCGUGUGUGCAUGUACGCGCAUGUUUGAGUGUGUGUGCGUGUCUGCGUGUUUACACGUGGGCGCGCCUGCGUGUGCAUUCAUAAGCAUGUGUGAAUGUGUACGUAUGCGUGUAUCCGUGUGCAAGCACGCGUUAGCAUGUCCAUGUGUACUCCUGUCUACGCGUGUGUGUGAGCAUGUCUGUGCGCAUUUGUGUGCGUGCACGUGUGUGUUCCUGUGUAUGCGUAUGCGUCCACAUGUGCAAGUGCUACCUAGUGUAUCAUAAAAACGAUAUGAGCAGUAUAUCCUGUUAUAUAUGUACUAUAUUAUGCAGCACUUGCUAUGUUAUAUAGUACAAAUAAGCUAUACUAUGUAUCAUCUAGCAGCUACUGUUCUUACACAAAUUUUUUCAAUAACAUCUAAUGUACAUUGUGUGUUUAUAUUAUACAUGCAUUUCUAUAUUAUACAUAUGGACUGCAUAGGUACAGGAGUAUUCUUUGAGAGCUGAUAGAUGCUAUGGAAGAUAUUAUAUAGAUUUCUGGAUUUUAUUAAAUAGAUUUACUACAUAAAUUACUCCUACAACAACAUAUAUGCCACAGAUGUUUUACACAAUAUACUGUACUGCACAUAGUAAUAUUAUGUUAACACAUUAUACAGUAAUUAUAUAAUUAUGUAAUGCGUUUAUACUAAAUAGUAUGUAUAGUAUAAGCUUUGACAUAUUAUUUAAAUGUCGUUUGUUAUGCCUCAUUAUUAUUAUUACCACCUACCAUGUUAUGUAUUAUAUCUAGCUAAUGACAUAUAGUAUACAAACAGAAUAUAGUAUGAUAGCAAUAUAAUAUAUUAUAUAUAGGAAUAGUACACAUAUCAGAAUUUUAUAGGAUAGAGAUUAGAUUCUACAUAAGCAACUAAGUUGUUGCUUACAGAUAUAGCACCUAAGUUACAUAUAUACUACAUAAAAUGCCACUAACAAUAUGUUAGUUAUAGAAUAUAUUUUGUUUCAUAUAAUUAUUAAACAGUAUAUAAUAUAUAUGUGAUCUAUAAUAUGUGCUGUAUAACACAGUAUAUGUGGUAGCUGGUAUCUAUAUCUCCAUAGUAGAUGGCACCUGUAGGGUAUAGAUAUUAUAUUUUUAUUAUUAUUAAGGUAUUAAUAUAUUUACUUCAUAUUACAGCCUUUACCUGUGUUGUUUAUGGAGUAUAUAAAAAUGAGUUCUUUCUAAAAUCUGUUUUCUGCAGAGUACACAAAUUAUCUAAUUGAAUUAGAUACAGUAUAUGUACAGUAUCUAAUAAUAUACACUGUACCAUGUAAAAUACAUUAACUACACAUCUAAUAGUAAAUACAGAAUAUAUACAUAUUGUAUAGAGUAUAUCAUACAUGCUACAUGUAGCAUGUAUAGCAUGCAGUAUAUUUAAUAUUCUGUAUUAUACUAUCUAAAUAAUAUAUUUUUAUACCUAAAUGCAUAAAAAAAGGCCAGAGGUGAUGAUGCAGGCAUGAGCCUCCUUGUCUUGACAGACAAGGGUCAAUGCCAGCACCUGGGUUGUCCCCAAGCUUGGCCUGGAGCCUUCCCUGGAUGAGUGGCUCCCAGCCUUGUAUUAGUUCUGCUGCUCUCCUCAGGGUGCCUGAGCCCCUGCCAAGGCCUGUGAUGGAGUGCUGCACCACCUGUAUUGGCACAGAGGCACUCAGGAUGGUCGCUGCUCAGAAACCAAACCCCUCCUCAUCCAAAUGCCUUUGGCUGGCCAGCACCUGCCCUCUCCCAGUUCCCUUUUGGGUGCAAGAAUAAACACAACCCUCCUGGUACAGAGAUAAUGUGACUCACAGAGCAGAGUCUUAGUUUCAGGAUGCCCUCUGGCUUGCUGCUUGGUUCAUGGGUCUUUGCUGCUUGGUUCAACUGGCCUAUGACGUGCUCCUUCUAUACUCCAUCGUUCUCUGAAAAAUCACUAUGAUUUUUAUUUCACAACUAAGGGCCUGGCUUGCUUAAAUUCAAGUUUAGGCUUACAUUUCCCACCCAGAGGGACACGUCUAGCAAGCAGGUAGUGCCCAUAUUGCACUAGUUUGUGACAGUGAGGUCAUUCUUGCUGGGCUUGGCUUCCUUGCCUUUUACCGUGAGCGUGCAUGUUGAUUAAACACCAUGUCUAAGUGGUACGGAAGGACUUUUCUCAAUUGUCUCUACUGAACACCUUUUCUUUCUGAUGAAAACCAAACUUGAUUGCAGUCCUGGGGGCUUGGGGAUACUGUUUCUACAUGAGCUGUGUCCAGACACAGCAGGAUAGCCUACAGACCCAUAUACCCUAGGAGCAUUUAGGUUAACAGGGCACUAUUACCGCUGCAAUCUCACGAUUGUCCUAGAUGCUUCUUGAGCUUACCUGCAGAGCACCUCCAGCACUGCUCUUGCUUGUUGACCUCAGUGAGCCAAAGCUUAUUGCAGCUCACAGCACAAAUGUGGUGAUGUGGGUGAAGGGUGGAGCCCUCUUUGGGCAUCCUGUGUCUUUGCAGCAAGAACAAUGGGAAUAUGAAAAUGCUCAGUAGUAGAUGCUAACCAUCAUCAUUGGUUGAUUUCCAACAUCAACCAAGCAUGUGCGUAUGCUUUUCUACUGAGAAGAGGGUGAUGCUGGGUAGGUUCGAAUGGCGGGGCGAGCCGGGAUGGCCCUCACAUGACUCAUGCACUCACAGUGCCACCCCAGCCCAAGGUGAUGAGCCCUGAGCUGCCACCAGAGGGCGACCUCCCCGAGUGCCUCCACCAGAUUUUUUAAUCAGGAAUUUUUUUUUAAAGCAGGAAUUCAUUACGAUAACUGGUUUAUCAGUGAAUUCUGAAGGCAUUAAUAGUGAUUUGCCACUUACUUCAAGAGGUUGCUGAUAAUUCUAAUGGAAUGAGAAAUUAUGGUAUUUGAGUCUCCUGACACUUCUAGUUCAGGGAACAAGAAAAAAAAGCCCAACCCAAAAUGCCAAGACUAAUUAAAGUCCCGAUGCACAGGGUUUUUUCCUCUUAUGAGAUAGCACAAGGUCAUAACAAUCCCUUCAGCCGCUUCUGUGCGGGGGGCUCCAAAGCCAAUUUAAAGCAUGCACAUAGUCCUCUGAGGAGUGGCAAGUUCACCUGGAAAUCCUGACAGGCAACCUCUGGGAGCAGCUCUCUGAGCAGGAAAAGCAGUAACCAGGCCUUGGUUUCUGCAGCUUUAGAGUGACCAGUGAGGUUAUGAGCUCAGCAAAAGACUUCCCCAAGUGCAAAGCUACCACUUUUUUCCAACCAUGAUCUGGAAGGGGAGUUGUCAAUCUGGCCAGCAGCAACAGGAGUAUAAUUAAGGCUGGUUUAUCCCUCAUCUCAUCCUAGCAGAUGUACAUGCUCUUUGCCUAAUCCACAUCAUCUGGACAAACACCCAUCACUGCAAGGGCCUGAGCAGCCUCAAAUACAUGCCCAUCCAGCCUCCAAAACCAUGUUUUCCUCCCAAACCUGUGCUAUUCAAAAAGGGUGGUACAGACAGUACUUGUUUCUAGCUGAAAGAUUAAUUUAUUUUUCUCCUUUUAAACAUAUACACCUGUUGGAGACAAAAAGCAUUCCCUUGCAGCAGAAACAGGCUACAGCAUGGAGAAGGCAGGCACCUUCCCCAGGCUGUUCAGGUCUUGAGAAACAAUGAAAACAGAGCUCUUGGUGAAUGGGGUCCAAGAUGCUGUGUUACAGCUGUUGCUGGUAUUCCUCUCAGGUUAGCUCACUGCCACUAAGACCAUACUUGACAUUUGGGUCCUGCAUCCAGCAAAAAGGCAGGCCUUCCCCUCUGCCACACAUCUCCUGAGCAUUGUCCUCUUCUAGUUGGCUGUCAAAGGGUUGCAGGCAACGAAAGGUCAAUUUUCAGAGAGGGAAGCCAUUUGUCAGAGAGCUCUGAGCACACACAGCCAUCCCCCUAACUUUGGCUAUCAACCAAGAAAAGUAAGACAGGGUCAACAGAAGUGUUUUACGCUAUACUGGUGCCAUGGGAAGAAAAAAGCCACCUUCACAAUUUUUGCAAUAUCUUCUUCCCCUUCAGUCUUGAAAUAAGUAAUGGCAGAAAGGGCAGGUAACAUCUCUUGUACACAGCCUGUUCUCUCUUAUACCUGUGGAUUGCAUAUAUAUAUGUGAGUAGUCUUUGCUAGAUGCCAGACAUUUAGUACUGCUGCAACUGCUGGGACUGGUUUUGUAACAUCUCUGGUGCAGCAGUGGGACCAACUGAGUGACUUCUUUUUCCCUCUGAGCUGCAAAGUCCCUGUUCUUACUUUUGGUGAUGCCGUUCAAAAAUCCUUCCGAGGUAUUCGGUUCCCGCAAGACUCCACUGUCAAGUGAAUCAUAAAUUUAAAAGAAGGCCCGGCUGUGCAUGCUGGCGAUUGCACAUCCAAACUGAAACACUGACAUCCAAAACGACCGCUGCACGAUCAGCAUGGUUUGCAGGGCGGGGCGGGGAAUAAACACACUUGUGGCAUUGCCUCGUCUUCAGGACAAGCUUUAUUAACAUUUUGCGUUAACAAACAUCGUAGUGUGAAGGCAUCAGUUGUAAAUUUUCCAACGCACAGUACAGACAAAAGGAAAAAUAAUGGACUUGGAGGCAAAUUCAGCAUGUAAAUGACAGACUAACAGAAGAGGCAUGUGUUACCUGAUAUAGCUGCUAGACCAUCUAUUAGAAGACAUUUUGCAAGCAACAGUCUACAUUUUUUUGCGUUGAAGUAAAAACAUAUUUUUGGAUCAAGAAAAUUAGCUUUUGUAAUUUUUUUUUUAAAACUUUCCUUUAUAUCACAAAUGUCAGGGUAAGGCAAAUCCUGGAUGAAUCAUAUGAUUAAAAACCCCUAUUCCCCAAGAAAAUAGAUCACAUAUGCUGUUAAGUAACUAAGUUUGUCAUUUUAAAAGCAAAGCCAGCGUGCACUGCAUAUAGAGAAAA
This is a messenger RNA of Phalacrocorax carbo (great cormorant), 23036 nucleotides long. The record is from RefSeq and is a predicted model, not a curated record. NCBI's taxonomy places the organism in Eukaryota, Metazoa, Chordata, Aves, Suliformes, Phalacrocoracidae.